Pistacia vera is the source of this 336-nucleotide messenger RNA. RefSeq lists its product as uncharacterized. The record is from RefSeq and is a predicted model, not a curated record. NCBI's taxonomy places the organism in Eukaryota, Viridiplantae, Streptophyta, Magnoliopsida, Sapindales, Anacardiaceae. The coding region runs from base 1 to 336 and encodes 111 amino acids. The transcript has a single exon.
AUGGAUUUCAAAAGGAUAGCUUAUGUCUUGAAAGCACCUCUUCCACUCGAUAUUGCACCCAAUGCUCCUCAAGAUAAGCUAUAUGCUCUUGAAAAAUGGAAAGAGGAUAGUGGGAGGGCUUGUUAUUACAUGCUUGCUUCAAUGAGCAGAGAACUUCAAACUAAGCUUGAAAAAGUUUUACAUGCUUAUGAUAUCCUCGUAGCUCUACAAGAGUUAUACAGCGAGAAUCCAAGAGUGGUUGACUAUAAGUUGUGUGCUUUCCUUUUUAACAUGAAGCUAAGGGAUAUAAUACCUCCAGAAGAUCAUACAGUUAAGAUAAUCAAUGGAUUAGGAUAG